AUGCCGCUCAAUUUCCAGGUCUUUUUCAGCAGACGCGACAGCGCAACCCGAACUGGUCCCGCGGGACAUGAUCAUCUCAAAUGGGUUCCCACAAGCUCUACUCUCAUUUAUGGAGAGAAGAAGGCGGUUCUAGUUGAUUCUCAGUUGACUCUCGAAGCGUCCCAGGAGUUGGCGGACUGGGUCGUGGCUAGCGGGAAAGACUUGGUCGCCAUCUUUGUCACCCAUUCACACGGUGACCACUUCUUUGGAAGCUCCACUAUCCUCAAACGGUUCCCCGAAGCCAAAGUGAUCGCUACACCGGAAGUGGUUUCUCGAAUGACAUACGAAACAUCCCCGGAAAGGAUGGCAAGCUUGUGGGACAAGCUGUUUCCUGGGCUACUCCCGAAGAAAUUUGUUGGAGCCGAGCCUCUAAGUGGUGAUGAGUUUGAGCUAGAAGGGGAGAAAUUGCAGAUUGUGAAACUGGGACACACGGAUACGGAUGAAAGCAAUGCAUUGUGGGUUCCAUCAAUUGGACUAGUGGUGGCAGGGGACUGUGUAUACGCCAACACCCAUCCGUAUCUGGGUGAGUCGGGAACAGAAGAGGCUCGUAUUGAGUGGAUAAGAGCGUUGAAUAAGCUGGCAGCUUUGAAGCCUAAAGCAGUGAUCGGAGGUCACAGCGACCCCAGCAAGCCGUUUGAUCCCGAGACCAUACAGGAGACCAAGUUGUACUUGGAAAACUUCAACCGAACUGCAGCAAAAUAUACCAAAGCUGAAGACAUUUACUCGCAAAUGCUGGAGCUGUAUCCGGAACGACUCAAUCCUGGAUCUGCCUGGGCUGGAGCACUUCUCGCCAAACGAGAAUGA
This is a messenger RNA of Penicillium arizonense, 843 nucleotides long. RefSeq names its product MBL fold metallo-hydrolase. The transcript has a single exon. Bases 1 to 843 code for a protein of 280 amino acids. The record is from RefSeq and is a predicted model, not a curated record. NCBI's taxonomy places the organism in Eukaryota, Fungi, Ascomycota, Eurotiomycetes, Eurotiales, Aspergillaceae.